This is a messenger RNA of Aspergillus sclerotioniger CBS 115572, 2223 nucleotides long. Its product is annotated as anion exchange family protein. The transcript has 5 exons. The record is from RefSeq and is a predicted model, not a curated record. Gene Ontology annotation, molecular function: borate efflux transmembrane transporter activity; solute:inorganic anion antiporter activity. Gene Ontology annotation, cellular component: plasma membrane; fungal-type vacuole. Lineage: Eukaryota; Fungi; Ascomycota; Eurotiomycetes; Eurotiales; Aspergillaceae. Bases 137 to 2113 code for a protein of 658 amino acids. Gene Ontology annotation, biological process: monoatomic anion transport; transmembrane transport; borate transport.
ACCGCCGCGAGUGCCGUCGGACGUCUCCACCUUUUCCCCAGAUAAGAUUUCGGCCUUGCUUUUGCCGCGGGCUUUUUACACCCGCCAGACUUCACUUGCAUAUACUGUGUAGUUCGGUCACAACGGAAUUCCCACCAUGCAGGGACCUGCUUCCUCCACCUCCCAUGGGGACAUUUUCAUGUCAUCCGGCUCGCCCUCAUCGCACUCGCGACGACCAUGGCAGUCUCAAUCUCAAUCGCAGUCGCGGUCCUCCCCUCUCCGACCGGCGAGUACCAGCAGCCGAUCGCAUCACAGCAACCCUCCUCAUGAGCCCACUGCUGCUCUCUCGCGAGAGCACACCCAUCAGUCCGCCAGGCUGGAGAAAUGGUGGAAAGUGCAUCUCUUCCGUGGCAUGGUUCAGGACGUGAAGCGCCGGGCACCAUACUAUUGGAGUGAUUGGACCGACGCCUGGGACUAUCGUGUCGUUCCGGCCACAGUGUAUAUGUAUUUUGCGAAUAUCUUGCCUGCGUUGGCUUUCUCGUUGGAUAUGUUCGAAAAGACGGACCAGAGCUAUGGGGUUAAUGAGGUGCUGCUGGCGUCGGUUUUGGCGGCGGUCGUGUUUUCGCUUUUUGCGGCUCAGCCGUUGGUGAUUGUUGGGGUUACUGGUCCGAUUACGGUGUUUAACUAUACGGUUUAUGAUAUCAUCUCGCCACGGGGGACGAACUAUCUGGCGUUCAUGUGCUGGAUUGGGAUAUGGUCGUUGAUUAUGCAUUGGGUGCUUGCCAUUACCAAUGCCUGCAAUGGGCUGACUUAUGUGACGCGCUUCUCUUGCGAUAUUUUUGGCUUUUACGUUGCCUUUAUCUAUCUCCAGAAAGGCAUCCAGGUCCUCACGAGACAGUGGGGAACGGCCGGGGAAACUUCUGCCUAUCUGAGCAUCAUGGUCGCCUUGCUGGUGCUCAUGAGUGGCUGGAUUUGCGGAGAGCUCGGGAACAGCAGUCUCUUCAAGCGGUAUAUUCGCAAGUUCCUGGAGGACUACGGUACGCCCUUGACUAUUGUGUUCUUCACGGGGUUCGUUCACAUCGGCCAUAUGAGGGAUGUCGACGUUGCGAGGCUGCCUACCAGCAAGGCGUUUUUUCCCACGGCCGAUCGAGGCUGGCUGGUUCAGUUUUGGGAUAUCAGCGUGAGCGAUGUGUUCCUUGCAAUUCCGUUUGCGGUCUUGUUGACGAUCUUGUUCUACUUUGACCAUAAUGUCUCGUCUCUUAUCGCCCAAGGAACCGAGUUCCCUCUUCGCAAGCCGGCCGGGUUCCACUGGGACUUGUGGCUGCUGGGAAUCACCACGUUUGUUGCUGGUCUCCUGGGGAUUCCAUUCCCCAACGGUCUGAUCCCACAGGCGCCCUUCCAUACGGCCGCGCUCUGCGUCACCCGCGACGUUGCAGACGAGGACGACACCAACAAGGGCAAGGCCAUCCGCAUCACCGACCAUGUCGUCGAACAGCGCGUCAGCAACUUCGCGCAGGGCAUUAUGACGCUAGGCACCAUGACCGGACCCCUUCUGAUUGUCCUGCAUCUGAUCCCCCAGGCCGUUCUCGCAGGUCUCUUCUUCAUCAUGGGUGUCCAAGCCCUUCAAGGUAACGGUAUCACCCAGAAACUCAUCUUCCUCGCCCAAGACAGUGGCCUCACUCCGGCAUCCAACCCGCUCAAGCGCAUCAAACGCCGGCUAUCCAUCUGGGUGUUCGUCAUCCUGGAACUGAUCGGAUUCGGCGCCACCUUUGCCAUCACGCAGACCAUCGCCGCCAUUGGCUUUCCUGUGAUUAUCCUGCUUCUCAUUCCGGUUCGCUCGUUUCUGUUCCCCUGGUGGUUCACCCCGGAGGAGCUGUCCCUCUUGGAUGCGCCCACGGCGAGUCCUUUCACCAUGGAGAGUGUGGGCGGCACGCACGGUCUGGAGGAGUCUGAUAUCUCCACGGAGCAGGAUAAUGUCCGCCGGGAUUCCAAAAUGGGUGGUGAUAAUGGUGUGAUGAUGCGUCGAGAUGAGAGCUCGUCGGAGUCGGCUGUCGAGGAUGAUCUGGAGAGGGGGGAGGUGUAUGAGAUGCAGAGAUCGUCUGUUCGGCGGCGGAGUACGACGGGUGGAGAUUAAGUGACUAUAUUUAGACAAGUUGUCGCAAAAGUACAUAAAAGGUAUAUACGAUGGAUGGAGAGAUCUGCAUAGUUGGAGGGUAAAGAUUUCGGGCGAUGCAAUAUGCUAUC